AUAUCUUACAUGACAUUAAUGGCAUGUGACACUUCCAACUCGUUUCAGUCCAUAGACUCCCCAUUACCUUAACCCCUAAAGUUCCUCUUAUAAAUUGAGACCAAAGUUGCAAGAAAAUUCCUCUGUAGUGAAAGACCUUGAUCUUAGAUCCAUUGCCAAGCUCUCCAAGUUCAACAAUGGAGCUCUUCAAUAUGAAAGUAUUGGGUUUUCUUGCAGUUGUUUUUAUGGCAAUUAUGGGUGAGAUUAAGGGAGAUGCUUAUGGUAAUCAGGCACCCCCUCCACCUUUUGCUGUGUCCGGGAAAACACAGCCUCCACAAAGGCUGAGCUGCUUCAAAGCAAAGACAACAUGUUUCCGGCGGACGAUCGUGUGCCCAGAUCAAUGCCCACAAUUCAAGCCCGCCGAUCCAACGGCCAAAGCUUGUUAUGUGAAUUGUAACUCACCAACAUGUGAAGCUGUGUGCAGAAAUCGAAGGCCUAACUGUGAGGGAACUGGGGCAGCAUGUUACGAUCCACGUUUCGUGGGUGGCGACGGCGUCAUGUUCUACUUCCAUGGCCGCACUGGUGGACACUUUGCCCUCGUCUCCGAUCCCUCCUUCCAAAUCAAUGCCCGCUUCAUUGGCCUCCGCCCCUCUCACCGCACCCGAGACUUCACUUGGAUUCAGGCCCUAGGCUUCAUGUUAGGCUCCCACUCCCUCACCCUCUCAGCAAAGAAAGCCUCUCACUGGGAUCCAAAUGCUGAUCACCUCGAAUUCGCCUACGAUGGACACAAACUUGAACUUCCAGCCACCCACCUCACAUCCUGGAGCUCUCCAGAAAAUGAUUUCAGCAUUGAGAGGACUGCGGUAACCAACUCUGUGUCAGUAACUCUAACAGGAAAGGCAGAAGUUUCUGUCAGGGUGGUGCCGGUAACGCCGGAGGACGACAAGAUUCACAGAUACGGGAUUCCAGAGGAUGACUGCUUUGCACAUUUGGAGGUGAGGUUCAAGCUCUUAGGUAGUUUCUCUUUGGAAGUUGAAGGAGUUUUGGGAAAAACAUACAGGCCAGGAUUCAAGAGUCCGGUGAAGAGAAGGGUGGCAAUGCCAGUUAUGGGAGGAGAGGACAAGUAUGAGACAUCGUCAUUGGUAGCGGCAGACUGUAACGUUUGCGUGUUUUCGCCAGAAAAUGUGUCAGCAGAGAGUGUUGAGAUGGCUGUUCAAAACGGCACGACUGAUUUGGAUUGCACUGGUAGACUGGGCAAUGGAAAUGGAAUCGUUUGCCGAAGAUAAAUGAAUGCUAGCAAUGAAGUUUGAAUGAUUUUGAAUUUACCUUAGCAUAGUAAUUUAAUCUUGGUUCUUUUUCUCAUUUUGUUUUUUCCAUGGAAGUGAAAAUAUGUGGAAUCAGGUUUCCUUUGCUUGUGA
This is a messenger RNA of Amborella trichopoda, 1397 nucleotides long. RefSeq lists its product as uncharacterized. Lineage: Eukaryota; Viridiplantae; Streptophyta; Magnoliopsida; Amborellales; Amborellaceae. The record is from RefSeq and is a predicted model, not a curated record.